UUAGGAGCGGUUGUAAUCGACGGCAGCCAAACCGACACCGCAGAUAAUAAUGGUACCGACACUUCGUUUCGCAUUGUCGAGAGGGACGAAUGGGGUGCACAACCUGCUUCGAGACCAUUAAUAAAAAUGAAGCUGCCAGUAUCAUAUGUAAUUAUUGGUCGGUCACAAGGUACUCCGUCACAUUAUUGUACCACGCAAUCAGAGUGUGCAACCAAAGUGAGGGCUACUCAGGCUUGGUAUUUGGAAAAUAACUUUGAUGAUAUCGGCUACAGUUUCUUCGUCGGAGGCGACGGCCUUGCAUAUGUUGGCAGAAAUUGGGAUUACGUCGGUCGGCAUGCCUGCUGGUAUUAUAACGACAAAAGUAUUGGCAUUUCCUUCAUCGGUAAAUUCACUUCAGUUGUACCGUCGAAACUACAAAUACGUGCCGCGCAAAAGAUCAUAGAGCUCGGCGUCAAAGACGGAAAGAUCACACCUGACUAUAAACUGUUAGACCAACAAGUUUGGGAUGCUGGAGAUAACUUAUAUAAUGAAAUUAUAAAGUGGCCUCAUUACUCAUGCGAGGAUGGACCAGAUGACUGCAAAUCCAAGUGUCCUAAAACUGUACAUUUCACUCAUCAUCCAUCCAGACGUAUCUCUCACACCGCCCGAACUGACCACACCGGUCCCAUCGAAAAUUCCAGACUCAUCGACCGAGGAUAAUAAUGGAAUGGACACUUCGUUACGCUUUGUCGAGAGGGACGAAUGGGAUGCGGAGCCGCCUUUGGAACCUCUAACAAAAAUGAAGCUGC
Temnothorax curvispinosus is the source of this 788-nucleotide messenger RNA. RefSeq names its product peptidoglycan recognition protein 1-like. The transcript is spliced from 3 exons. Gene Ontology annotation, biological process: peptidoglycan catabolic process. Lineage: Eukaryota; Metazoa; Arthropoda; Insecta; Hymenoptera; Formicidae. The annotation marks the transcript as partial. The record is from RefSeq and is a predicted model, not a curated record. Gene Ontology annotation, molecular function: N-acetylmuramoyl-L-alanine amidase activity; zinc ion binding.